Messenger RNA from Melanaphis sacchari, 1191 nucleotides. RefSeq names its product DNA-directed RNA polymerase II subunit RPB1-like. The record is from RefSeq and is a predicted model, not a curated record. Gene Ontology annotation, cellular component: extracellular matrix. Bases 95 to 1078 code for a protein of 327 amino acids. NCBI's taxonomy places the organism in Eukaryota, Metazoa, Arthropoda, Insecta, Hemiptera, Aphididae. The transcript is spliced from 3 exons.
UCGAAUCGUUCGUCACUAGCAUUAAUAUAAUCUGUCAGUUCGAUCACUGUUCAUCAAACAAAUUAUUGUCGUAUCAACUAAACUUAUUCACACAAUGGCGGCCAAAGCCUUAAUAAUUGCCUGUUUGGCCAUUCAAGCCAACAUCAUUGCUGGAUUAGAUUGUUCGACUUCACAUUCGUCUGGAUAUGAACAAAAAGAAUAUUCUUCACCAUCGUAUUCACCUUCCUCUUACUCAGCUCCAUCAUAUGGCGCUAAGCCUCAGUCCUAUUCAGCUCCACAAGCUUACUCUUCUCCUUCAUACUCAGCUCCGUCGUAUUCUGCUCCCCAUUCCCAAUCUUAUUCUGCUCCAGCUUAUGGUAAACCACAAUCUUAUUCAGCUCCUUCUUACUCUGCCCCAUCUUACUCUGCUCCAGCUUAUGGUAAAUCACAAUCUUAUUCAGCUCCUUCUUACUCUACUCCAUCUUACUCUGCUCCAGCUUAUGGUAAACAACAAUCUUACUCUGCUUCGUCUGCGUCCUAUGAACAANCCAAGUACCCAGUAGCCCAGUACUCAGCUCCCUCAUACGAAGCUAAGCCACAAGCAUAUUCUGCUCCUGCUGCGUCUUACGAAAAACAACCAUCCCACUCCGCAUCGGCAUAUCCAUCUUACCCAAGUCAAAAAGCUUAUGCUGAAGAAUCUUACGCACCAGCCCCAUACAAAUUCGAAUACAGCGUAAAUGAUGAACAUACAUAUGACAUUAAAAGCCAAAAGGAAGAAAGUGACGGAUAUCACGUAAAAGGAUACUACACUUUGUUAGAGCCUGAUGGUUCCCGCAGAACAGUCGAGUAUACCGCCGACGAAAACGGAUUCAACGCAGAUGUAAAAAAAGAAGAAGCUCAAGGUUACAGCAAAUCAGCUCCAGCAUACAACAAGGACUCCCAAGCAUACAAAUCAGCACCAGCUGCUUACAGCGCACCAUCAUACAAUAAACAAGAACCAUCUUAUGGCGCACAGUCUGCUUAUAACGCACCUGCGUAUAACAAGCAGGAAUCGUCAUAUGGCGUUUCAGCCAAACAAUACGAAGCUCCGUCAUACUAAUUAUUUCACUAUUUAUCAACCACGAUAAAAAAGUGAAGUUAUAUUACAAUUCAACUUCGAAUACCAAAUCAUAAAUGUUACAACUUAACUGUUAAGUUUUUUUAAUGUUUAAA